CCGGCAACAUGUUACAUUCUAUCGCUUUUGCUCUGGUCCUGAUGAUCGCCGGCCAGUGUGUCGCCAACCCCGUUCCAGACCCAGGCUAUCAUCACACACGCAUCCGAAUCCACGUCCCCCACGAAAUCCACACGCUGCACCACCACCACGUCGAAACGGUACCAAUUUACAAACACGUACCCGUCAUCAAGGAGGUUCCUGUCAUUAAGGAGGUACCUAUCAUUAAAACCUACCCUGUGGUGAAGACUGUUCCUGUGCCAGUCGUCCACACGGUUGCAGUAGAGAAACCCGUGCUCGUACCAUACCAUGAAACAAUCUCACAUUGGCAUUGAAUAUGGUACUGACUAUUUAGUUAUCUAUUAUGUUAAUUUUCGCCCGUAUACUCUUGCAAUAAGUGCGUUCUCGCAGCAGACCAAUCAGGUGACGUUUGCUAAAAAUGGAGGGAAAUGAUUGGUUUAUUCCAAGCUUCACACCCUGAAGUACUCGAUACUCUGGUUCGGAUUGCGAGCGAUGUAUGAAAGUAUGUGGGCAUGAGAACUUGUUUUGUCAUUUUGUAAA
This is a messenger RNA of Amyelois transitella, 558 nucleotides long. RefSeq lists its product as uncharacterized. The transcript is spliced from 3 exons. NCBI's taxonomy places the organism in Eukaryota, Metazoa, Arthropoda, Insecta, Lepidoptera, Pyralidae. The coding region runs from base 9 to 332 and encodes 107 amino acids. The record is from RefSeq and is a predicted model, not a curated record.